This is a messenger RNA of Cololabis saira (Pacific saury), 1645 nucleotides long. RefSeq names its product DnaJ heat shock protein family (Hsp40) member A (gene dnaja). The record is from RefSeq and is a predicted model, not a curated record. The coding region runs from base 146 to 1333 and encodes 395 amino acids. Gene Ontology annotation, cellular component: cytosol; cytoplasm. NCBI's taxonomy places the organism in Eukaryota, Metazoa, Chordata, Actinopteri, Beloniformes, Belonidae. Gene Ontology annotation, biological process: protein refolding; response to heat. The transcript is spliced from 8 exons. Gene Ontology annotation, molecular function: Hsp70 protein binding; ATP binding.
CGACGUCACUUCCGCCGCCCUUCCUCAGAUCUCUCCAGAAAGUUCUUUACCGAUAUUAAACCCAGCAGUUCCUCUCUCCGCCAGCCCUCGGGAUAUAACCCCACCGUGCAGGACAAGUAAAGUAGGACCACAGCCGUCAGUCACCAUGGUUCUGGAAACCGGCUACUACGACCUGCUGGGUGUGAGCCCCAAAGCCUCGCCGGAGGAGCUGAAGAAAGCCUACAGGAAGCUGGCGCUGAAAUAUCACCCCGACAAGAACCCGAAUGAAGGAGACAAGUUCAAGACCAUCUCUCAAGCGUACGAAGUGCUGUCUGAUCCAAAAAAGAGGGACCUAUAUGACCAAGGAGGAGAGCAGGCUAUCAAAGAGGGAGGCGUGGGUGGAGGAAAUAAUCCGAUGGACAUAUUCAACAUGUUCUUCGGAGGUGGAGGACGGAUGCAGCGAGAAAGAAGGGGGAAAAAUGUUGUCCACCAACUUGCUGUUACUCUGGAGGAGAUGUACAAUGGGUCGACUAGAAAGCUUGGACUUCAGAAGAAUUUCAUUUGUGAGAAAUGUGACGGUUACGGUGGUAAAAAGGGAGCCUUGGAGAAGUGCUCAAGCUGCAAAGGAAGAGGGGUACAAAUCAAAGUACAGCAGAUUGGGCCAGGCAUGAUUCAGCAGAUCCAAAGCAUGUGUGCGGAGUGCCAGGGACAAGGGGAGAAGUUUAGCUCAAAGGACCGCUGCAAGACCUGCAAUGGGCACAAAGUAGAACGCAAGAAGAAAGUUCUUGAAGUCCACAUUGAUAAAGGUAUGAAGGAUGGUCAGAGAAUUACAUUCCAUGGAGAGGGUGACCAAGAACCUGGUCUGGAGCCGGGAGACGUUAUCAUUGUCCUGGAUCAGAAGGACCACGAAGUCUUUCACAGACAAGAGGAUGAUUUAACCAUGAAGCUAGAGCUCAAACUUGUCGAGGCCCUGUGUGGUUUCAAGAAGACCAUUGAAACGUUGGACAACAGGACACUCGUCAUCACCUCACAGCCAGGAGAAGUAAUCAAGCACAAUGAUGUCAAAUAUAUUCAAAAUGAGGGCAUGCCAAUAUACAAGGACCCUUAUGAAAAGGGGCAGCUUAUUGUUCGGUUUCAGGUGGAAUUCCCUGAAAAGCAGUGGCUCCCAGAGCAUCUCAUGUUCCAGCUGGAACGGUUACUUCCUCCCAGAGAAGACGUCAUGCUCACCGACGACAUGGAAGAGGUGGACCUCUGUGAGGUUGAGCUGGGGUCCAAUCAGAAACAAUACAGUCGGGAAGCAUACGAGGAAGAUGACGAGGGCCCCAGGGGUGGAGUGCAAUGUCAGACACAGUGAUCGUAGUGAACUCAUUCUUUGUUAUGCAUGUAUGGUUUUUGUUCAUGUUUCUGGAAUAUGUUUGGCAAUGGAAUGUUUGAACCUUGCCUCUUAAAUUUCUAUUUCAAAAUCAUUCAGGCAUCCAGGUUACAAACAGCUGCCAAUGCUCCAAGAAAUAUCAAAACUUUAUUAAACUGUCUUGUUUUUUCUUUGAAUUUCAUAUACAAAUUCACGUAUGUUCUUUUUAUCAAUACGCUGAGCGGAUGACAUGCGUUCUGUGAAGGUGAUGUCAUGGCAAUGUUAUAUUUGUCAAUAAAGAUUCAAUGUAUCAGC